UAUAUGCUAAAAUCAGAAGCCGUGGAUGGCAACAGGCCGGAGACUUCCGACUUCUCAACCACGGCUUCCCUCGUCUGACCGUCGGCGCCAAAGGGCAAGGGGAAAACGGAGUGGUUCUUGUUUCUCUCCCCAGCGCAAGCUGGUGGCGGAAUCAACCCAAAACCUUGCCGGAUUUCCGACCUGAUCACGACAUGAUCCGGUUCAUCCUGCUGCAGAACCGGCAGGGGAAGACGCGGCUGGCCAAGUACUACGUCCCGCUCGAGGAUUCGGAGAAGCACAAGGUCGAGUACGAGGUGCACCGGCUGGUUGUCAAUCGGGACCCCAAGUUCACCAAUUUCGUCGAGUUUCGCACACACAAAGUUAUCUACAGAAGAUAUGCAGGGCUGUUUUUUUCAAUUUGUGUGGACAUAACUGACAACGAGUUGGCAUACUUGGAAUGCAUUCACUUGUUUGUCGAGAUAUUGGACCAUUUCUUUAGCAAUGUUUGUGAGCUUGAUUUAGUGUUUAAUUUUCACAAGGUUUAUCUGAUAUUAGAUGAAUUUAUUCUUGCCGGAGAGCUGCAAGAAACAAGCAAAAAGGCGAUAAUUGAGCGAAUGGGUGAACUGGAGAAGCUGGAUUGAGGAUGAGAGGGAAGAGGCAGCUGCUCAUGUGCGCUACCAUUUGUACAAUAAUUUGUAGGUGUUGUGCAUUUAAUUUUGAUGUUCACCAUUUCGGAUUUCACUUGUUGACUUGGUCAGUGGCCCAUGCUGUCACUGUUGUCUUGAGGAUUAGUCGCCGAUGCUAGCUUGAGAUUGGUCGCCAGCUGUAGUAAAAUCUCUCUGCAUCAGUUUCUCCCUGCAGUUGGAAAGAAAAACAAUGUUUUGUACUGUGUUGCCACAUAGAUUGCUUUAUGCUGUUUUCCUUA
Messenger RNA from Panicum virgatum (switchgrass), 904 nucleotides. Its product is annotated as AP-2 complex subunit sigma-like. The coding region runs from base 192 to 620 and encodes 142 amino acids. Gene Ontology annotation, molecular function: clathrin-cargo adaptor activity. The transcript has 6 exons. Gene Ontology annotation, cellular component: AP-2 adaptor complex; intracellular membrane-bounded organelle. The record is from RefSeq and is a predicted model, not a curated record. NCBI's taxonomy places the organism in Eukaryota, Viridiplantae, Streptophyta, Magnoliopsida, Poales, Poaceae. Gene Ontology annotation, biological process: protein transport; clathrin-dependent endocytosis.